Psylliodes chrysocephalus is the source of this 911-nucleotide messenger RNA. The record is from the annotation of a GenBank genome assembly. Lineage: Eukaryota; Metazoa; Arthropoda; Insecta; Coleoptera; Chrysomelidae.
CUAAAAUUAGUAAAAUUACGGUUUGUCUGUUGUUUUGUGUUUUGUGUGCAACGUGAACGUAGUGAAAAGUUGGGUUAUGUUUAAUGUUAUUUUAUAUUUUAUUACAAUUUUUAUAAAAAAUGACUUCCGAAAGCAUUCAAGGAUUUAAAAUUUUUCCAUUGAUGUUUUCCGCAAAUUGUACAAGUUGUCAUAAUGUUUUUAUAAAAGAACAUACAGUGCGAACUCAUGAUGAACAAAAACCUUCCGGGCUGACUUUAUUUGUCUUAAAUAUACCUCCAUAUGCAACAGAGGCAGGUUUAAAAAACGCUUUUUCUAAUGUAGGAAAAAUAAAACGAAUAAUCUUAGAAGACACUGCAGAAGAUCAGAGAGGUGAUGGAUUUAAACGUGCUUUUAUAGUGUUUAAUAAUCGAGAGUCUCUAUUAAAGGCCUUAAAAUUGCAAAAGUUAAAUCCCAUUUCUUCAGAUAUUAGACCAGUAAAAGUUGGUCUAGAGAAAUGGAUAGAAGAAUAUAAUAAAGGUAUUUGUAAUCCAGAAGAAUUACAAGAGGAAAUAAAUACAUUUAUGGCAAAAUAUGAUGAAGGAAAUCAAAAUCAAAAAGAAGAAACAUUAGAAGAUGAAGAAGGAUGGACACUGGUAACAAAAACGGGUAGAAGGCCAGGUUUGUCUAGAAAAGAAAGUUUGGAAAAUAAAUUAAAUGAUAAGUCACAAAAGGCAACCAAGAAGAAGGAAUUAAAGAAUUUUUACACAUUCCAAAUAAGAGAGUCAAAAAUGAAGAACAUUGUUGAUCUAAGAAAAAAAUUUGAAGAGGCUAAACAAAAAGUCCAGCUUAUGAAGCAAGCUAGAAAAUUUAAACCUUACUAAAAAAUGUAAAUACUUACUGAUUAUCAAAUAUUUUAUGUUCUGGAUUAUAUA